This is a messenger RNA of Calliphora vicina (urban bluebottle blowfly), 6075 nucleotides long. RefSeq names its product Mucin 11A (gene Muc11A). Lineage: Eukaryota; Metazoa; Arthropoda; Insecta; Diptera; Calliphoridae. Bases 100 to 5844 code for a protein of 1914 amino acids. The record is from RefSeq and is a predicted model, not a curated record. Gene Ontology annotation, molecular function: chitin binding. Gene Ontology annotation, cellular component: extracellular region. The transcript has 2 exons.
ACUUGAUUGUGCAAAAGAUGCUGAUAAGACAUUUUGCAUAAAAAGGCACAAACGCCGCAAAAACGAAUAUAGUAACGAAUUAUUUUUCGAAUCUAAACGAUGACAACGAAUAAAAUAUCCAGUGUAUUCCUAUUGCUUGUGCUUUCAGCACUUGCACGAAGCCAAGAACUUGUGGAAACAUCUUCUCCCACUAACUCAGCUCAAGGCGGUGCAACCAAUAUAAACUGUAAUGGCAAAAUUGCGGUCUGUGUGGGUCCUCUUAUGUACAAGGAUUGUGUCAGCAAUGCUAGAGGUGAAAUGUUUGCCAGUGGAAGUGCCAAGCUGUGUCCAACGAACUCUAGAUGUGUAAAUGAUGGUGUUGAAAUAUGUGUACCUUUGAAAACAUCAACUGAUGCACCGGUAACCGAAGUUGCUGUCAAUACCACAGCUAAUGUUGCUGUACCUAGUCCCUCAACCGAGGGUCCUCUAUCGACAUCAGCCGCUGUUGCAACAAGCAGCACACCAAUUGCUUCACCUGAACCUUCUGCUGCCCCAGUUGAAACUUCAGCUGCCCCAGUUGAAUCUACUGCUGCUCCAGUUGAAUCUACUGCUGCCCCUAUUGAAACUUCUGCUGCGCCAGUUAUUCCAACUGAAACAUCGGUAGCUCCUGUUGAACCUUCUGCCUCACCAGUUGAAACUACUACUGCUCCAAAUGAAACUACUAGUACUCCCUUGGAAACAACAAUAAUUCCUGAUGUACCACAGGAUACAACAAUAUUACCUACAUUGGCUCCCGAGUUACCAGUGGAAACAACCGUUGUUCCAGAGGAAACAACACUUGCUCCGCUUGAUCCAAGUUUACCAGAGGGAACUACAACCGGACCUUUAGAUCCAGUUAAUCCCAAUACACCUGUAGACCCAACAUCUGGACCAGAAAACCCAAACUCACCAAUAGUAUCAACAAUUGUACCUGUCGAUCCAAACACUCCAGCCGAAACUACUACUGCCUCUCCAGUAGAUCCCAAUGCACCUGUAAAUCCAACAAUUGCUCCGGUUUAUCCCACAGAUCCAGUUGAUCCUAAUGCGCCAAUGGAUCCCAACAGUCCAGUAGAUCCCAAUAGUCCAGUUAAUCCCACAGAUCUGCCAGUUGAUCCCACUGGACCAGUAGAUCCGACUACUCCUUUAGAUCCAAAUACAACGGUUGAUCCCAAUUUACCAGUUGACCCAACAUCUUUACCUAUAGACACAACCAACCUGCCAGGUGAAACAACAUAUAAUCCUAUUGAUACAACCACCCUGUCAGCUGACCCAACAUCUGUUCCUGUUGAUACUACAAAUGGGCCGGCUGAUCCCAAUACCACAGUCGAUCCAACUACACCAGUAGAUUCUACCACAAUUCCUGCUGAUCCUACAUCCGGACCAGUUGAUCCCAAUGCACCAGUUGAUCCAAAUGCUCCUGUAGAUCCAAAUACACCAGUUGAUCCCAGUGCACCAGUUGAUCCCAAUGCUCCAGUUGAUCCCAAUGCUCCUGUAGAUCCCAAUGCACCAGUUGAUCCCAACGCACCAGUUGAUCCCAAUGCACCAGUUGAUCCUAAUGCUCCUGUAGAUCCAAAUACACCAGUUGAUCCCAGUGCACCAGUUGAUCCCAAUGCUCCAGUUGAUCCCAAUGCUCCUGUAGACCCAACUGCACCAACUGAUCCCAAUGCUCCAGUUGAUCCCAAUGCACCAGUUGACCCUAAUGCUCCAGUUGAUCCCAAUGCACCAGUUGAUCCCAAUGCUCCUGUAGAUCCCAAUGCACCAGUUGAUCCCAACGCACCAGUUGAUCCCAAUGCUCCUGUAGACCCAACUGCACCAACUGAUCCCAAUGCUCCAGUUGAUCCCAAUGCACCAGUUGAUCCUAAUGCUCCAGUUGAUCCCAAUGCACCAGUUGAUCCCAAUGCACCAGUUGAUCCCAACGCACCAGUUGAUCCCAAUGCUCCUGUAGACCCAACUGCACCAACUGAUCCCAAUGCUCCAGUUGAUCCUAAUGCUCCAGUUGAUCCCAAUGCACCAGUUGAUCCCAAUGCACCAGUUGAUCCCAAUGCUCCUGUAGAUCCCAAUGCACCAGUUGAUCCUAAUGCUCCUGUAGAUCCAAAUACACCAGUUGAUCCCAGUGCACCAGUUGAUCCCAAUGCUCCAGUUGAUCCCAAUGCUCCUGUAGACCCAACUGCACCAACUGAUCCCAAUGCUCCAGUUGAUCCCAAUGCACCAGUUGAUCCUAAUGAUCCAGUUGACCCCAAUGCACCAGUUGAUCCCAAUGCUCCUGUAGAUCCCAAUGCACCAGUUGAUCCCAAUGCUCCUGUAGACCCAACUGCACCAACUGAUCCCAAUGCUCCAGUUGAUCCCAAUGCACCAGUUGAUCCCAAUGCACCAGUUGAUCCCAAUGCACCAGUUGAUCCUAAUGCUCCAGUUGAUCCCAAUGCACCAGUUGAUCCCAAUGCACCAGUUGAUCCCAAUGCUCCUGUAGAUCCCAAUGCACCAGUUGAUCCCAAUGCUCCUGUAGACCCAACUGCACCAACUGAUCCCAAUGCUCCAGUUGAUCCCAAUGUCCCAGUUGAUCCCAAUGCACCAGUUGAUCCUAAUGCUCCAGUUGAUCCCAAUGCACCAGUUGAUCCCAAUGCACCAGUUGAUCCCAAUGCACCAGUUGACCCCAAUGCUCCAGUUGGUCCCAAUGCUCCUGUAGACCCAACUGCACCAACUGAUCCCAAUGCUCCAGUUGAUCCCAAUGCACCAGUUGAUCCCAAUGCUCCAGUGGAUCCCAAUGCACCAGUUAAUCCCAAUGCUCCUGUUGAUCCCAAUGCACCAGUUGAUCCCAAUGCUCCAGUUGAUCCCAAUGCACCCGUUGAUCCCAAUGCACCAGUCAACCCUAAUGCACCAGUUGAUCCCAAUGCUCCUGUAGAUCCCAAUGCACCAGUUGAUCCCAAUGCUCCUGUAGACCCAACUGCACCAACUGAUCCCAAUGCUCCAGUUGAUCCCAAUGCCCCAGUUGAUCCCAAUGCACCAGUUGAUCCUAAUGCUCCAGUUGAUCCCAAUGCACCAGUUGAUCCCAAUGCACCAGUUGAUCCCAAUGCACCAGUUGACCCCAAUGCCCCAGUUGAUCCCAAUGCUCCUGUAGACCCAACUGCACCAACUGAUCCCAAUAUUCCAGUUGAUCCCAAUGCACCAGUUGAUCCCAAUGCACCAGUUGACCCUAAUGCUCCAGUUGAUCCCAAUGCACCAGUUGAUCCCAAUGCACCAGUUGAUCCCAAUGCUCCUGUAGAUCCCAAUGCACCAGUUGAUCCCAAUGCUCCUGUAGACCCAACUGCACCAACUGAUCCCAAUGCUCCAGUUGAUCCCAAUGCACCAGUUGAUCCCAAUGCUCCAGUAGAUCCCAAUGCACCCGUUGAUCCCAAUGCACCAGUCAACCCUAAUACACCAGUUGAUCCCAAUGCUCCAGUAGAUCCCAAUGCCCCAGUUGAUCCCAAUGCACCAGUUGAUCCUAAUGCUCCAGUUGAUCCCAAUGCACCAGUUGAUCCCAAUGCACCAGUUGAUCCCAAUGCACCAGUUGACCCCAAUGCCCCAGUUGAUCCCAAUGCUCCUGUAGACCCAACUGCACCAACUGAUCCCAAUACUCCAGUUGAUCCCAAUGCACCAGUUGAUCCCAAUGCACCAGUUGAUCCUAAUGCUCCAGUUGAUCCCAAUGCACCAGUUGAUCCCAAUGCACCAGUUGAUCCCAAUGCACCAGUUGACCCCAAUGCUCCUGUAGACCCAACUGCACCAACUGAUCCCAAUGCUCCAGUUGAUCCCACUGCACCAGUUGAUCCCAAUGCUCCAGUGGAUCCCAAUGCACCAGUUAAUCCCAAUGCUCCUGUUGAUCCCAAUGCACCCGUUGAUCCCAAUGCACCAGUCAACCCUAAUACACCAGUUGAUCCCAAUGCUCCAGUAGAUCCCAAUGCACCAGUUGAUCCCAAUGCUCCUGUUGAUCCCAAUGCACCAGUUGAUCCCAAUGCUCCAGUUGAUCCCAAUGCACCCGUUGAUCCCAAUACACCAGUCAACCCUAAUGCACCAGUUGAUCCCAAUGCUCCAGUAGAUCCCAAUGCACCAGUUAAUCCCAAUGCUCCAGUAGAUCCCAAUGCACCAGUUGAUCCCAAUGCUCCAGUAGAUCCUAAUGCUCCGGUUGAUCCCAAUGCACCAGUUGAUCCUAAUGCCCCAGUUGAUCCCAAUGCACCAGUAGAUCCCAAUGCACCAGUUGAUCCUAAUGCUCCAGUUGAUCCCAACGCACCAGUUAAUCCCAAUGCUCCAGUAGAUCCCAAUGCACCAGUUGAUCCCAAUGCUCCAGUUGAUCCCAAUGCUCCAGUGGACCCCAAUGCACCAAACAACCCUAAUACACCAGUUGAUCCCAAUGCUCCAGUAGAUCCCAAUGCACCAGUUGAUCCUAAUGCUCCAGUUGAUCCCAACGCACCAAUUAAUCCCAAUGCACCAGUUGAUCCCAAUGCUCCAGUUGAUCCCAAUGCUCCAGUUGAUCCCAAUGCUCCUGUUGAUCCCAAUUCACCAGUCAACCCUAAUGCACCAAUUGAUCCCAAUGCUCCAGUAGAUCCCAAUGCACCAGUUGAUCCCAAUGCUCCUGUUGAUCCCAAUUCACCAGUCAACCCUAAUGCACCAGUUGAUCCCAACGCACCAGUAGAUCCCAACGCACCAAUUGAUCCCAAUGCUCCAGUAGAUCCCAAUGCACCAGUUGAUCCCAACGCACCAGUAGAUCCCAACGCACCAAUUGAUCCCAAUGCUCCAGUAGAUCCCAAUGCACCAGUUGAUCCCAAUGCUCCUGUUGAUCCCAAUUCACCAGUCAACCCUAAUGCUCCAGUGAUCCCUAAUAUACCAGUUGAUCCCAACGCACCAAUCAACCCUAAUGCACCAGUCAAGCCUAAUGCACCAGUUGAUCCCAAUGCUCCAGUUGAUCCCAAUGCUCCAGUAGAUCCCAAUGCACCUGUUGAUCCCAAUGUUCCUGUAGAUCCAAAUACUCCAGUCAACCCUAAUGCACCAAUUGAUCCCAACGCACCAGUCAACCCUAAUGCACCAGCUGAUCCAAAUGCUCCUUUGAACCCGAAUUCUCCAAUCAAUCCUAAUAUUCCCCUGCAUCCCAUUAUACCUGGCCGCCCAGGAAGACCCGGAUAUCCAAGUCGUCCUCAUCCAGAUUGGCCACAUUCGGGUAGCGGAAUCCAUCAAAUUAUUCCGCAUCAUCCAAUCAGACCUGAACGUCCUGGUAGACCUGGUCGUCCAAGCCAACCAGAACUUUCAGAGAAACCAGAAACUGCAGAAACUGAAUCUACAGAAUCCAAGGAACCUGUGAAACAAAAACCUAUUUCCAACGAAGAUGCUUCAGUAGAAGACAAAUCAAAGGAGCAGAAGGAUAAGAAGGAAGAGGAGAAGAAAAAGAAAGAGCUAGAAAAGAAGAGAAAGGAGGAAGAAAAGAAAAAGAAGGAAGAAGAAAAGAAAAAGAGGGAGGAAGAAAAGAGAAAGAGGGAGGAAGAAAAGAAAAAGAGGGAGGAAGAAAAGGAAAAAAAUGAUACAAAAGAAUCCAGUGAGAAGAGCGAAGAAAAGGAAAAGCAAAAAGAGGAGGCCAAAAAAGAACUAAUCAAGAAGAUCCUAAAGAAGAUCAAGAAUGACAAGUGUAGUGAAGAUGAUAUAUAUCCCGAUGUGAGAGACUGUAAGAAAUACUAUCGUUGUGUUGAAAAAUCAGAUGACACAAAAUUCGUUCACUUACAUUGCGAUGAUGACAAGCAAUUCGACUUCGAAGAUAAAAAAUGUGUAAAAAAGAACAAGGUACACUGUUUGCUUAAAGAUGAAUAAAAACUGGAAACUUAAGCUAGAUAUGCCGACUUGAAUGCUGAAUAACUGUAUAUUUUAUAAUUAUAUUUUUAAAAUCUGUCUAAAAAUUAAUAAUAUUAUAGAUCCUAUUUAUUAAACGAAAAAAACAAUGUAAAUCCUCAAAAUUAAACUUAAUAAAAUUUAAAUAUUCGAUUUGAUAUUAGCAAUCAAAAAAUAGACUGUUGUUUGUUCUAAACAUUUAAAAGGAAAUAA